Ochlerotatus camptorhynchus is the source of this 1029-nucleotide messenger RNA. RefSeq names its product ERC protein 2-like. NCBI's taxonomy places the organism in Eukaryota, Metazoa, Arthropoda, Insecta, Diptera, Culicidae. The record is from RefSeq and is a predicted model, not a curated record. Bases 18 to 719 code for a protein of 233 amino acids. The transcript is spliced from 5 exons.
UGGGAAAGGAAUUAACUAUGCUUUCGCCAACCAGCUUGGAUGAAAUUAAGGAACGGAUUAGCAAAAAUGAAGAAAAAAUUCACGUGCUGCAGGCAAUCAACAACGUCCUGAAGGAGCGCCAUGACAUCGAGUCCAACUAUAAAAACCUGGCACUAAAAUUUCGGGACAUGCAAGACGAGGAGGCCCUCCGGAGGGCGAAGUUCGAUGAAGUACGGAAGACACAGCUGGAGGAGCUGCAGGCCAAAGGUGAAGCCCUCUGUCGCGAGAAGGCGAAACUACAGCACCAGAUUGAGCACGUCACGUGGCACCUGGAGGGAUGCCGGCGGAGGCGACCCUGCUUGGCACGGUUACCGGAGAACUGUCCGCUCAAGGGGGACGCACCGAGUUGUUUACCACAUUCGCCGGAAAAACUGAAGAUUAUGGCAAACAUGAAAAGCACCGCAGAUCACCUCGUGAGAGGAAUCAUGGAUUUGAGGAAAAAGAUUCACGUUGUUCAGGACAAGCUGGAACACGAAGUGGCGCGCAAAAAAGAUAUGGAGAAAAAGUUGUCCGAACUGCGAAAGCAGAUCUGUCAGCACAACAAAUGUAUGCAACAGGCAGGCCAGCGGGAGCAUGCCCACCAUCACGCUCACCACCACCACCAUCACGGUGGCGGUGGCGGAGGAGGCCAUGGAACCACUUCGUUGCCACCAAUCAAAAACUGCUUGGCAGCCAAAUAGCAGCGGGCCGCGUCGGAACACGUGAAGGGACACCACCGGAAGCAGAAGCAGCAGUGUUCCCACGGAAAGCUCGUCAAACUACCGCGGCCAUGCUCGGGGGGAUUGGCAUAGAAAGGUUUUAGCGAAUAUCUCGGAUGAAUGUGCUUGGUUAAUCGUUUUGAGGUUAUGUUUGAGAGCGAAUAUAGUUUCCGUUACCCCAGGUUAUUAGUUGUUGUAAAGUGCAUCAAAUGCGAAUAGUUUAAGCGGUUACAGGAUGGAGUUUGUUUAUUUUGCUGCUUCCAUAUUCUAUUAUUGUAUUCUAUUAGCAAAA